ACCGUCAAUUGCUCUCAACACGCUUGAAUGAGUGGUCACUGGGCGGUGAUUUCGGAGGCGAGUUUCUCUCAACCACCAGCGCUAGCAAGCAACUCUCCAGUGAACCUCGGUCUGCUACCUUUUCUGCCUCAAACCUCUCUCGGGCUUGGCAAAAGCGCCUUUACGGGGAAUUCCCGGCAAGCUUUGACCGGGAGUUGCCGGCUCCCCGGUGCAACCUCAAGAACAGUCAUUGCGAGAUUUCUCCGGCUUCAACUCGUCCCUCCGCCUGCACGACUUUUACCGGCCACCGUGGCAGAUUCCUCUCCUCACAGCCAUCAUCGUGCAGCAUAGUCAGAGACGUGGACCUCGAACCUGUGCGAUUUGCUGAUGCGUCUUUGGCCUGACGAUUCCUCCUUUUUGAGCGAACUCCAAACCGACAAUGUCGUUCUCGAGCCUCGUUCAGGACUUGUCGCUUCGCGACUCUGGCGCACCUAGGAGACGCGCCGAGGCCUCCGUUUCCACAAUCGACGACCGAGCCUCGCACAUUUCUAUGGCCAAAUCGUACACGAGCACUGCCGCGACAAGCGUGAGCAUCUCGGGGGACAUCUCGAGCCAGCUCCAUGCCGGCUACUCCCACCCGCUGGCGAGAACAUGGCAAGCCGAGCGGCAGCUCACCAAGUCGAUGCUCAUCUAUCCCCUGUUCAUCUCGGACCAGGACGACGAGGAAGUCCUCAUCCCCUCGCUGCCGAACCAGUACCGUCGCGGGAUCAACCGAUUGAUUCCCUUCCUCGAGCCGCUUGUUCAUAAGGGCCUGCGUUCCGUCAUCCUUUUCGGCGUGCCCAUGAGGCCGGGCACCAAAGACGCUCUGGGAACGGCAGCCGACGACCCGGAGGGUCCCGUCAUCCGCAGCAUUCAGCUCCUGCGACGAAGAUUCCCCCACCUCUACAUCGUGUGCGACGUCUGUCUGUGCGAGUAUACCUCCCACGGCCAUUGCGGUAUUCUUCGGGAGGACGGCAGCCUGAACAACCAACUCUCGGUCGACCGCAUCUCGGAUGUCGCCGUCGCUUACGCCCGUGCAGGCGCCCACUGCGUGGCGCCGUCCGACAUGAACGACGGCCGGAUCCGUGCCAUCAAGCUCAAGUUGAUCGAGGAGGGCAUCGUGCACAGUGUUACUCUGAUGUCGUAUGCCGCCAAGUUCUCGGGCUGCCUGUACGGACCGUUCCGCGACGCUGCCGGCUCGGCUCCGUCGUUUGGCGACCGCAGAUGCUACCAGUUGCCCCCCGGUGGGCGCGGUCUCGCGCGCCGCGCCAUCGUCCGCGACAUCAACGAGGGCGCCGACAUCAUCAUGGUCAAGCCGGCCGGCCAGUACUUGGACAUCAUCAGCGAUGCGAAAGAACUGGGCAAGGACCUGCCGAUCGCGGCGUACCAGGUCAGCGGUGAGUUCGCCAUGAUCCACGCCGCGGCCAAGGCUGGCGUUUUCGACCUCAAGACCAUGGUGUUCGAGAGCACCGAGAGCAUUCUCAGAGCUGGUGCAAGCAUCGUCAUCAGCUACUUCGUUCCAGAGCUCCUGGACUGGCUGUCCAACUGAUGGAUUCAAGGCUUAUUAUGGGCGCGGUGUUCGGCGUUCUUUUUGGGUGCAUGGGGUAAGGGAGCUAGGUUCAAAGCCGGGAGGACAUGGCGAACAUGACGCUAGAUUCCAGCUUUAUGCUCAUGCUCAGUUAUGCUUCAGACGACCAAGGGAAGCAGCUGGGAAUCCAGCGUGUCAUUGCUGAGACAGGCGCACAUAUGUAUAAAUACUUAAUCAGCUCUUCUCAUCACCUAUAUUCCCUGGCUUUGCUUGGAAGUGCGAUAGUCACUAGUUAUACGUAUCAAAACGGUAGAAAAAAACCAUCGAUAGGCCGCUCGUUCCUAUUCACGUAAUUAACUUCAUGG
Molecule: messenger RNA, 1911 nt
Organism: Thermothielavioides terrestris NRRL 8126
Lineage: Eukaryota; Fungi; Ascomycota; Sordariomycetes; Sordariales; Chaetomiaceae
Exons: 3
Coding region: 419-1567 (382 amino acids)
Biological process (GO): heme biosynthetic process
Cellular component (GO): cytosol
Molecular function (GO): zinc ion binding; porphobilinogen synthase activity
Source: RefSeq, a predicted model, not a curated record